UCUCUCUCUCUCUCUCUCUCUCUCUCUCCAUCUCUCGCUCCCCCCUUCUCUCUCUCUUUUCUUUCUUUCUCCGCCGCCCCUCCCUCCCUCUUUUUUUCCCCCGGUCUCCCUCUCUUUCUUUUCGCGGAUUCAGCACGGGCUCCCGCCGCCAAAGCGCCCUUUUUUAUAUCGCCGGGAAUCGUCGGAUCGCGAUGGAACUCCUCUCCGGAGUCAGGACGUCGGAGAGCGCCCGCGUGCUGCUGCUCUGGGUGCUGGGUCUUUUGUUCCGGCCCAUGGUUUUGGCAGAGCAGGAAGGGGAAAACUUAUCCGGCUUGUCCACUAACCCGGACAAAGGCAUUUUCGCAGUCCGGGAGAACGGCACGACUUGUCUCAUGGUCGAGUUUGCCGUUAGACUCACCGUGCCAUUCGACGUGCUCGCGCUCAACGGGAUAGACCUGAUCACGGAGCAGGCUUACCUGCCCCUCCCCCGGGGCGCUGAGAUCGAGGGAAAGUGUGCAUCCACGGAGUCCGAGAUCCACAUCUCGUGGAAGAACAACGCCUACACGCUCCACAUCUACUUUUCUAAGGAGUUUCGUGACAAGGGGGUCGAGGUGUGGAAGGUCAGCAAAGUGCAGUUCUUCUACGACACCGCGGAGACGACACACUUCAUCAACGCAUACAACCCGGGGAAGCACACGGCCUCCACGCAUCGCCUGUCCGCUCUGGUGACCCCCGCCGGCCAGUCGUACGUGUGCGCGGCCCAGCAGACCCUCACGCUCAUCUCCACCGACCACCAGAAGGGCGUCACGCUGUCCAUGUACGACAUCCAGAUCCAGCCCUUCGACAUCACCUCCGACUUCAUCUUCAGCGAACCCUACAAGUGCAUCACGGACCAGAGGGAGCGUCUGGAGGAGGCCCUGCCGCUCGUGCUUGGUUUCAUCCUGGGCCUCAUCAUUGUCAUCACGCUCACCGUGUACCACUUCCACCUCAAACUGACCGCGCAGCAGCCCCAGCUCCCCCGGGACCGCUCCAUGUACAAGAACAUGUAAAUUAAUGUAUAGGCUACCCCAUCCCCCCCCCCCCCCCCCCCCCCCCGAAUCACGUUGCUGCUCCCAAAAAGCCAACCCGAAAAAGAAAACACCCGGACUUUUCUCCCCGGUUACUCUCCUCCCGUCCUGAAGUCCUGGAGUUUGCAGACUACAAAGAUGGCGGAAUUAUUUGUUGAAUCAUAACGAAAAAAAAUUGACUUAUGUGGCUCGAGUCUGAGAAGGCAAUAGCCGUUCCAAACCGAUCGGGGUUGAAGGAAAUCACCCUCAAGUUUCGCGUUUUCAAGCCCUUCCGGUUGUUUGUCUUCAGUCGAGUGUUUCAAUGCAUAUCAGAAAGCAUCCACGUUUUUCUUUACCAUUCUGCUUGAAUGCAUAAUCUAGUGUUACCAGUGGACAGUCUUGUAGUGGUGCGUGCAGGUGUUUCAAUUUCUAAAUCCUGAAGGAUGAUUUAGGGUUCUAUUCGACUUUAAAUCCUUCACCGAAACCCAAUUGGAGGGGCGCAACACAUAGGCCUAAUAUAUGAAUGAAUGUCUAAAAUCUAUAUGUAAAAAAAAAAAAAAGGUGAAUAAA
Molecule: messenger RNA, 1595 nt
Organism: Gadus morhua (Atlantic cod)
Lineage: Eukaryota; Metazoa; Chordata; Actinopteri; Gadiformes; Gadidae
Gene: lamp5
Product: lysosomal associated membrane protein family member 5
Exons: 6
Coding region: 192-1028 (278 amino acids)
Biological process (GO): establishment of protein localization to organelle
Cellular component (GO): lysosomal membrane; late endosome membrane; plasma membrane
Source: RefSeq, a predicted model, not a curated record